UGUAGCGUAGCCUCAAAAGGGACGAACAGUUAGCACGAUUCGCUGCUACUAUUGAGUUUCUCGUUUUACUCAGGAUUGUUUGUCGUGGUUUUAAAGUAUGAACAAAGGAGAUCUUGCAGCAGGUCGGGGGAGAAGACCAGCCGUCCCUGAUAAAGUCGACAUGUCAUUAGAUGACAUCAUUCGGUUGAACAAAAAAGAACAACAGCUGAAAAGGAGGCAGGCCACUGUGAGCCGCCGACCAGUCAAGAAGAAAGGCCAUUUAACCCAAGGAAAGGGAGUUUCACCGCGGACUGCUGGACCGGUCCAGAGAGGAGGUGGCGCACGAGGAGGCGCACCUAAAUUGAGAAACAGAAGGGUCCCUCCCCUACCUGGUCGACGACGGGGUCAGGGGGUUAUCACAGGACUGGCAGCCAGGAGGCCAACGGCUCUGCUCAAACGGGUCGGCACACUCAACAGAGCACCAGUUAACCAGAAAACAAGACAGAAAACAAGGCCAUUCAUUCAACGCGCUGAAGCCCAGUACAGGAAGCCAGAGGGUCAGAGGUGGCCGUACAGGCAGCCUGAUCCACAGAGAGUUCAGAAUGCAACACCAGUCAGGAGACCAUUUCAGCUGCGACGACGACCACUGCCACCUGUCCAGCAGACUCAGAGGGAAGCACGCCAGGCCACAUUUCUUUUUCGCAGGGGACUCAAGGUACAAGCCCAGGUGCAAAAGCCAAAUCCUCGAUCUGCUCCGGUCAGAACUCGCCAGUGGCGCACAUCGACAACCAGCAGUGGAAUCUUGACCGUCUCAAUUGACAACCCCACAGCCAGGACUCAGCCUGAGCCUCCCACUGCUUGGACCCUGCAUCCCCCGGCUGCCAGCUCUGCUCCCAUCAAGGUGGACACGGUGGAGAAGAAAAUACCAAAAGGAGUGCCUCUACAGUUUGACAUCAACAGUGUUGGGAAACCGCAAACAUCGAUAACCUUGAACGAGCGAUUCCGUAUCCUGAAAGAUCAGCGAACCACCAUAGCACAAAGCAGUAAAGGCAGCCGAUUUGUUACCGUGGGUUAGCUGGUAAAAACACAGAGACAACUAAUACCCUGAAGCUCCUUUUGUCCUGCUCAGUCCCACACAGUGAUCCCCACUUUUCUAAUGGAUGAGAACAAUUGCUGACUUUAUAAGCAGGAGGGAGGGCAACCGUGGGACAAAUGAGUACAACGUGGACAACUGCUCGACUGUGAGAACUCGAGUGUGCAAGUGUCAAUGGAAGAGUUGGUUUAAAAUAAGUUCCCAUUCAUUGUCCAUAUCAUUAUAUGCAGCUAUUUGUAUUGUGGAUGUCCUAUACUGGGAAGGAAGGAGCUUUUUUCCGCUCUUUGGACUUAGAACUGUUGACACUAUUAAGAAGACUGAUUGGAAGUAUUUUUCAGAGAGGAUUGUUAUGUAUUUCCUGGAGUGGCACGUAUGUUCU
Seriola dumerili (greater amberjack) is the source of this 1451-nucleotide messenger RNA. It is a transcript of the gene fyttd1, whose product is annotated as forty-two-three domain containing 1. The record is from RefSeq and is a predicted model, not a curated record. The transcript is spliced from 9 exons. Gene Ontology annotation, biological process: mRNA export from nucleus. NCBI's taxonomy places the organism in Eukaryota, Metazoa, Chordata, Actinopteri, Carangiformes, Carangidae. Bases 98 to 1054 code for a protein of 318 amino acids. Gene Ontology annotation, molecular function: mRNA binding.